AUGCAGAACCAACAGCAAAUGGCGCAGAUGGCGGCCAUGAAUGCGAACAACGGCGCCGUUGAUGGCACCCCCAUGAUGCGCAACAUGGCGCAACCCGGCGGCAAGGGCACUGACCCCACCGAGAAGCUCAACACGUACAUCUACGACUACUUUCUGCGGAACAAACACCUCAAUCUGGCGCGCGCCAUGCUUGAAUGCGACAUGAAGAUGGCCACGGAAAAGGCCAGCCCAAACAGCAAGAUGAAUGGCGCCGACGCGAUUGAGCAGAUAGACGAUCUGCCUCUUCCCUCGCUGCCACCCAACCAGGUCGCGGACAAUUCCUUCCUGCUCGACUGGUGGGUCCAAUUCUGGGACAUUUACACGGCCACCAAGCCGCGCAGCAAUGCCUCCAAGAACGCGAUUCAAUACGUCGGCCACAACCGGAAUCUCGGCCAGUUGCAGAAUGAGCAGCGAAACCAGCGCAUGAUGAUGAACAACCCUAUGAACGCGCAAUACCAGAUGAUGAGAAACGGCGCAAUGACCAACGGUAACCAGACCGACCUUAAGCGGGCGGCAGCCAUGAAUAACAACCGACCCACCGGCAACCCCAUGGCGGGUAUGCAGCAGAUGAAGGGCCCCGGCAUGAUGGCGGCGCAGAUGCAGCGAGAUGGCUCAAGCAUGGAUAUGAACGGCCAGCGUCCAAACUCGCCCGGAUCCAAUGAGAAUGCCCCAUCUCCAAACAAGCGUCCGCGUGUCGAUGGUGGUGGUAUGAACGCUGGUAACAUGCCCAACAACCAGUUCAAUGAGUUCAUGCCGCAAGGCCCAGGUGCGCAGCAGAAGAACAUCGAGGGUAUGAACUCUGGCGUCCAAGGCUCUCCAAUGGCCCAGCCCGGCCUUGAAGGGCAAGAAAACCUCUUUACUGGCAACGGGCCACGACCUGGCAAUAUGCCCACCAACCCUCCAGGUGCACCUCAGCAAGGCAACCACGCCCUGCAAGACUACCAGAUGCAGCUUAUGCUUCUCGAACAACAGAACAAGAAGCGAUUACUCAUGGCACGACAGGAACAGGACAACCAGUCCGGUCACCCACAGCAAGGUGUCAUGGGCGCCCCAGGUUUUGGGGCAGCCAUGUCACCACAAGGUAGCAGAGCUGGCGGUCCUUCGCCUAAUCCCGCCGACCAGAUGAAGCGGGGUACGCCCAAGUUGGGUCAGCAGAAUCUCCCCGGCUCCCCCAUGCCAGAAGGCAUCAUGGGACAGCAGCGCGCAUCUCCCGCACCGAACAUGAACUUUGACCCUAGCCUGGCACCCCCGGGAAUGCCCCCGCAGUUCUACUCUCAGGGAAUGCCUCAGAACGGCCCAAUGGGCAUGCGCCCCCCGAGCUCACAUCCGCAGCCACCCAACUUUGGUGGUCAACAGAUAACGCCUGCACAGAUGGAGGCUAUGCGUAACGGGCAGAUGCAACAGAAUGGCUGGCGCGGUGGACCUCAGCCUGGCAUGAUGCCCGGCGGUCAGCAAAUGGGAGGACCCAUGGGCCAGAACCCACAGCAGCGCCAGCAAAUGCCACCACCCCCAGCACCUACGAACGAACAACCACGACCUGAGCCCUCUCCGUCACAGUCUAACCCAAACCCACCGACCCCAUCUCAAACCAACAAGGCCAAUCCUAAGAAGAAGCCUACCAAGGACAAUAAGAAGCCCGCAAACAAGAAAGGGGCGAAUACAGGUGCGACUCCAGCAGCAACAAAUGGCGAAGAGCCUCCUACUCCAACGUCUUCCACUCCCGUGGCCCCGAUUACGCCAGUCCACAAGCAGUCUUUCAACCAGGGACAAAAUGGUCAGCCACAGCAGCCUGUGCAACCACCAGCGCCCGCCGACCAGCCCAUGGACAACGGAGGUGGUCAGCCAUUUGGCAGCAUUGAUCCUGAUCCUAACAGUUUUGACCUUGGCCUCAACUUCCCCGACGACGGCGGCGCGCUCGAGACAUUUGACUUUGAUUCAUUUUUGCACACUGGUGACAACGACGGUCUCGGCAACUUUGGCGACUUUGACUUCGCCGGUGCAACAGAAGUAUAG
Messenger RNA from Bipolaris zeicola 26-R-13, 2052 nucleotides. RefSeq lists its product as uncharacterized. The transcript is spliced from 7 exons. NCBI's taxonomy places the organism in Eukaryota, Fungi, Ascomycota, Dothideomycetes, Pleosporales, Pleosporaceae. The record is from RefSeq and is a predicted model, not a curated record. Bases 1 to 2052 code for a protein of 683 amino acids.